Molecule: messenger RNA, 2963 nt
Organism: Sipha flava (yellow sugarcane aphid)
Lineage: Eukaryota; Metazoa; Arthropoda; Insecta; Hemiptera; Aphididae
Gene: IleRS-m
Product: isoleucine--tRNA ligase, mitochondrial
Exons: 17
Coding region: 40-2865 (941 amino acids)
Biological process (GO): isoleucyl-tRNA aminoacylation
Cellular component (GO): cytosol
Molecular function (GO): ATP binding; isoleucine-tRNA ligase activity; tRNA binding
Source: RefSeq, a predicted model, not a curated record
GUUAAAAAAAUUAUCAUUUUUAAUUUUCAUAAAGUUUCCAUGUAUAAUUUACAUAAAUAUUUAUAUUCUUUUCGUUCAGUAAGAUGGUUUCAUUCUGAUGAUUCAACUAUAAAGAAAUCCAUAUUUUUACCAGUAACAAAAUUUAAAAAUCGGUUGAAUGUUAAUCAAACUAUUCUAAGAGAUUAUGAUAUUUUUAAGACCUGUAGUUUUUCUGAAUUGUAUUCUUGGCAAAGGCAACAUUUGAGCAAUGAAGAAUAUAUUUUACAUGAUGGUCCACCAUAUGCCAAUGGGUCGGCACACAUGGGACAUGCUAUUAAUAAAAUCCUUAAAGAUAUAACUAUACGUUUUAAACUUGUAAAUGGAAGUAAAAUUAAUUAUAUUCCCGGUUGGGAUUGCCAUGGUUUACCAAUUGAAUUAAAAGCUGAAAAUAUGUAUGGGAGUAAAUGGAAAAAUUUUAGCGCUUUGGAAAUAAGACAAAAUGCUAGAAAAUAUGCUUUGAAAGAAAUAGAAAAACAAAAAAAUGUUUUUAAAUCAUGGGGUAUACUUGCUGAUUGGGAAAACAAUUGUUAUUACACUUAUGACAAAAAUUAUAUCAAAACACAAAUUCAACAAUUUUUUAAAUUAUAUAAUAAAGGCUUAAUUUAUAGGGAUCUUAAACCAGUUUAUUGGUCACCAUCAUCCAAAACUGCUCUAGCUGAAGCAGAAUUGGAAUACAACCCUAAUCACCAAAGUAAAUCUAUCACGGUCAAACUUGAACUUUGUCCUUCUACUCUUUCAACAGAUUUAAAAAAUCAUAACAAUGAACCUAUUUAUGCACUUAUUUGGACUACUACACCUUGGACAUUACCAGGAAAUAUUGCUGUUGUAUAUUCUCCUAAUUUAUUAUACUCUUUCAUAAAAAUUCAAGACACCCCUGGUACUUAUUUGUUAGCAACUGAUCUAGUACAAAAUCUUAGUAUCAAAAUAGAAAAAUCUAUUGAAAUAAUCACAACAAUUGAAGGUCAGCAACUAAAUGGUUUAAAAUACAGAAGCUUAAAAUCCGAUGAAUGUGAUAAGCAAUUCUUGCCUGGAAAUCAUGUUACAACAGAUAAGGGCACAGGAUUAGUUCAUACUGCACCUGCAUAUGGACAUGAAGACUUUUUAAUUGCAUUAAAACACAAGAUACCUAUUGAAUGCCAUGUGGAUGAAUGUGGUAUCUUUAUGUCUCAGACAUGGUCAGAACUUGUAGGUUUACCUGUUUUAGACAUUGGUAAUGAUACUGUCUGUUUGUUAUUGAAAGAUAAAAUAUUGCAUACAGAAAUAUAUGAACAUAGUUAUCCUUACGAUUGGCGCACUAAAUUGCCUGUAAUUAUUCGUGCCAGUAAACAAUGGUUUUUGGAUACAGCAACUAUUAAAAACCAAUCAAUUGAAUGUUUGAAAGAUAUUAAAAUAUAUCCUGAACUUAGCGGAAGUCGUAAAGCUCUUUUAACAUUAAUUGAAAAACGACCAUAUUGGUGUAUAUCCAGACAACGUUCAUGGGGUGUAGCCAUUCCUGUUUUAUAUGAUGAAUCAGAUAAAACUAUUAUUGAUGAAACAUUAUUGAACAAUUAUUAUGCCUUAUUGGAAGAAACAGGACAAGAUUUUUGGUGGUCUCAUGAUGUGCAAAAAUUGAUAUCAAACACGCCAUACAGUCAAAAAAAAUUGAAAAAAGGACUUGAUAUUCUAGAUAUUUGGUUUGAUAGUGGCAUUUCUUGGAGUUGUGUAUUGGGUGAUAAUAAAAUUGCUGAUUUGUAUUUGGAAGGCAUUGAUCAAUGUACUGGCUGGUUUCAAGCAUCAUUAUUGUCAUCAAUUGCGUUAAGAAAUGUUUCACCGUAUAAAUCUUUAUUUAUACAUGGUUUUGUUGUGGAUAAGAAUGGUAAAAAAAUGUCUAAGUCUAUUGGAAACGUAAUUGAUCCUCAAGAUAUAAUAAAUGGAAAUUAUGAUAAAUCAGUAAGCGGAAUCGAUGUACUCAGAUGGUGGGUUGCUAAACAUGGAUCAUACCAAACAAAUAUUCCAGUUACAAAAGAGACCAUAAUUGAUAGUAAACAAUCAAUUGAUAAACUUCGCCUUAUUAUUCGUUUUUUACUUGGCUCACUUAAUAAUGUAAAAGAGGAUAAUUUUAAAUGUGGAAUUAAUCAUUUAAAUUAUUUAGAUAAAUAUAUGAUAUUAGAACUUAAAUCAUUUGAAAAUGAAAUUAAUAUGCUUUAUUGCUCAUUCCAGUAUAAUAAAGUAUGUGCCAAAAUAUUAAAUUUUAUUACAAACCAAGUUUCUGGAUUAUAUGUUCACCAUAUAAAAGAUAGGCUUUAUUGUGAUUCUAUUGAAUCAGAUAACCGACUAGCAUGUACAGCAACAUUACAAGCUAUAUUUGAAAUUCUUCUAAAACACAUUGCACCAAUUUUACCUCAUUUAGCUGAAGAAGCAUUUUCUUUUUACUCACAAAGAAAAUCUACAUUUUUUAAAUCAUCCAUUAUAUCUCUUGAUCACAUAGUAAUUUCAGAUCCAGAAAAAGUAUUAUCUAUAAUAGAAAAUGCUUUAAUGAUAAAAAGUAAAGUAUCAUAUUUAUUACAAGGAAAAAAUUCACUCGAACAUUCAAUUAUUCUUUCUGCGCCUAACAAUGUUUUUAAUCUAUUAAAGAUUUUGCAUCCUAAAAACACUGCUAGAAAUUCGGAUUUAAUUGAAUUACUUCAAGUGAAUUCAAUUGAUUUAAUUGUUAACAAUACUAUUGAAGUAAAAACAAGUGAUGCAAAAGGAUUUUUUUGUAAACGAUGCCGCAGGUGGUCAGCAGAAAAACAAGAUGAAUUAUGCAAACGAUGUGAAAAAAUCUUUAAAAACUUUUAUUCAAAAUAAAAGAAUUUACUUUCGAUAUUCUGAAGCCUCUUGUGUCAGCUAUCCAAUUGUACGUGAUGAGCCGUCCAUCAACAUUUGUAGUAUAUGAACCCCGUUGA